AUGAAGCAGUGGCUACUGCGGCAGGAGAACAUCAUCGCUAGACUGCUUGCGCGCGAAUACGACAGCAACAUCGGUAGGCCGUGCGCAUGUGGCUCGGGCCCCACCACUGCGCGAUGUCAAGAGUGUGGCCAGAAGCCACCGCAGUGUAUCAACUGCAUCCUUCGCGACCACGAGCACCUCCACUACCACUGGAUCGAGCGCUGGAACGGCCGGCACUUCGAGCGCGUAGACCUCACAGAACUCGGACACAUCAUCCACCUCGGCCCCCACAGAGACGCACAAUGCAAAAACUCCUCCAAGAACGCCCAUCCGAUGUACUUCGUCGUGGUGCACACCAACGGCGUCCACCGCUGCCAAGUCCAGUAUUGCCAGUGCGCCGGUUACGAUGAGCAUAUCUAUCAGCUCAUCAGCGCCGGCAUUUGGCCCUCCAGUCUCGAGCGCCCCGAGAGUGCGUUCACUCUCGAUCUUCUUCGCCACUGGCACAUUGACUGGGAUAUAUUGCACAAGAGCGCGCAAGACUUCUUCCGCGUGCUGCAACGUCUGACAAACAAUUCUGCCCCCGACAGUGUCGAGAGUAGGUACAAGGAUCUCCUCAGUGCCUCGCGCAUCUGGCGCCACUUCGCCAUGAUCAGGCGCUCCGGUAGGCAUCACGACCUGGUCAUCCCCAAUGUGCCACCCGGUGCCAUAACGGUGCCCUGUUUCACCUGUCCCUCGCCGGGCUUCAACCUGCCCGAGGAUUGGAAGGAGACACCGCCGCAUCUGAAGUACAUAUAUCGCAUCCUCAUUGGCUGCGAUGGAAACCAUAGCCUGCACAAGAAGACCAAGCGCGAAGACCCGAAUGACGUCAGUCUUGCGGUCGACCAAGGCUACUUUGUUAGCCACCAGAAGAUGUCUGUGUACUUGGAGAAAAGCGUCACGUAUGUAUCCACGAUCUCACGACUCGCACAGUUGCAAACAUGUAGUGGUUUCCAAGUUCUGAAAUCCCUGCGACCCGGGAAGUUCCGCUUCCUGACAGUCAGUGGGAUCAUCGGAACGUUCUGCAAGCAUGUCCUAUUCCGCACAGGCGGCGUAGUUGAUAUGCAGACGGGAGAGCGGCAAGUGCAACCAUCUCACCGGUCUGAGAUCCUACUCACGCCCAUUAAACAGGAGUGGUCACUCCUUAUUCGCCCUCAUAGGAGCAUUACAAGGUACGGAAGAUCUCGAGGAGCGCGCGCUCACGUAUGA
Molecule: messenger RNA, 1224 nt
Organism: Trametes versicolor FP-101664 SS1
Lineage: Eukaryota; Fungi; Basidiomycota; Agaricomycetes; Polyporales; Polyporaceae
Exons: 4
Coding region: 1-1224 (407 amino acids)
Source: RefSeq, a predicted model, not a curated record